UGUCGGAUGAAAUUAUGGGUUACUCAAGUAUGGCAAUUUAGUUGCUGGUUAUAGUGCUAGAACGCUGUUUAUGAGAAGUAAUCGACUAAUUUUAGCUAAAGAAUCGUUUUUUUUUUAAUGACACUAUUGAGAAUUUGUGUAAUUCAUAACAAUCAGGAUCUGUUUUAAACAAUAAUGAACAGAUGCAACGCCUACAAUAGUAAUGGAGGAAACAACAUCCGCGCCAUCUGGUGUAGAAGAAAUAGACAAUGGUUACAGGCUAGACAACGUUCGCUGCGAAAAAAAUCCAACCAAAUCUUCAGAUAUGAGUUGUCAAAAAUUUGAAAGCGGCAGUGGAAGUGGUGAUCAUGAAUUAACCCAUUUAGAUGAUGGUACAGACAUUUCGGCAAAAAAACGAAAAACUCGUCGUGGAAAACCAAAACAUCGAAAAAUUAAGCCUUACACAAAACAGCAAUCUUACAAUCACAAACUCCGAAUCCGCUCAAAUUCAAGUCGUGUUAUAAAAAAACGAACUCAACCACCAGCUCCUUAUAAUACUACACAAUUUCUAAUGGAUGAUCAUAAUGAUCUGCCAAAUUUAGAACAAAAAUUAGCAGGCUCUAAUACCGAAGUUCAAAAAAUUAUUCAGAAACCGGUAGUAUCACGAACAAGAGAUUCGAGUUUCAGCGUUGAUUCUGAUGAAGAGUAUUUCUACUCAUCUCCUGAAGAUGAAGAGGAAUUUUUAACAAAAGAAUUUUCAAGUGCGUACGAAGACCUUCAUGCUGAAAGACUGAGUGCCUUGUCUAAAUCUGAAUUAAUUGAAGAAUACAUUCAGCUAGAAGCAAAACUCGAUAUUCUGACCAAACGAUUACGUAAUAGGACUUUUCAACAGACCGAAGAAAGAGAAUUAGAUAACAAAAAAAGUGCUUCUUUGACAGCAGAAACUUCAGAGUUUGAAAUGGCGAAAAAACUAAAAAUAUGCCAGCAAAGAAUAGACGAUUUAAUACAGCAAAAUGAUCAGCUGAGAAGAGAUAUUGAAGCGCUCCGAGGAAAAAGAAGAAAAAGUUCCAUUUCGAGUAUUGACAGUGAAAGCGAUAGUGAUAGUAAUAGUAGUUGCAGUUGUUCUGACAGUGAUGACUCCGCGAAACAUCAAUGUACUCUACGCAAUGUUGAGCAUAAAAUCAGCAAAAAACCGAUGACUAUUAGUGAUAGCAAUAAUACAGAAGAUACAAAUAUUUCAUGCUCAACCCGCAACAGAUAUUUGAGAAAUAUUUCUUCUGAGCUUACUAUUAAUUCCAACACCACCACUCCCAACGUUGGUUUACUUCCAACUUGAAACAUCUACAAAGAGUAUUUUGACCUUCUAUUAAAUGUAUUUCAAACCUUAAUUUAACAUAAUAAUCUUAAGAUUAAUAUUUAAAUUGCCAUUUCCAGAGUUUUAAUUAAAAAUUUAAAAAAUUGUUUUGUUAUAUUUUAUUUUUAUAAAUUAUGAAUCAUACUUUCAAUUGUAAAAAUGACACUAAUUAUCAGUAAAUUGUAAAAUACUUCACAACAAUGAUAAUUAAACAAAUAUACAAGGUAACAUUUUA
This is a messenger RNA of Cotesia glomerata, 1568 nucleotides long. Its product is annotated as protein HEXIM1-like. Gene Ontology annotation, biological process: negative regulation of cyclin-dependent protein serine/threonine kinase activity; negative regulation of transcription by RNA polymerase II. The transcript is spliced from 3 exons. The record is from RefSeq and is a predicted model, not a curated record. NCBI's taxonomy places the organism in Eukaryota, Metazoa, Arthropoda, Insecta, Hymenoptera, Braconidae. Gene Ontology annotation, cellular component: nucleoplasm; cytoplasm; nucleus. Gene Ontology annotation, molecular function: 7SK snRNA binding; cyclin-dependent protein serine/threonine kinase inhibitor activity. The coding region runs from base 203 to 1315 and encodes 370 amino acids.